This is a messenger RNA of Ipomoea nil (Japanese morning glory), 3867 nucleotides long. RefSeq lists its product as uncharacterized. Gene Ontology annotation, molecular function: DNA helicase activity. The transcript is spliced from 8 exons. NCBI's taxonomy places the organism in Eukaryota, Viridiplantae, Streptophyta, Magnoliopsida, Solanales, Convolvulaceae. Gene Ontology annotation, biological process: telomere maintenance; DNA repair. Bases 1 to 3867 code for a protein of 1288 amino acids. The record is from RefSeq and is a predicted model, not a curated record.
AUGGGUGGCAAAGUUGACAAGUCUAUAAAUUGUGGGAAUGCUCAACCAAUUUUUAGGAUAAAUGGUCAAAAUUUUCAUUUGAUCGGAAGUUUAUUACCCACGGAUGGUAGUCAACCAAAAUUUGCACAGAUUUACAUUCAUGACACCCAACAAGAGGUCAACAAUCGUAUCAACACAUUCAGGAAUGCGGAUGGAAAAAGUAAUAUUCGUGUUGACGUUGUUGCAGACAUAAAAGAAGUACUAGAUGAGCAUAAUGUGUUAGUUAAAUCAUUUCGGAUGGCUAAGGGUGAGAUUGAAUCUAACCCCCGUGUUGAGGUUAAGACGAGGCUUAUUGGUAAAAGGAGUAGUGAUGCAAGAACUUAUAACUUACCAAAUGUUUCAGAAGUUGCAGCUUUAAUAGUUGGUGACUUUGAUCCAACGUUAGGGGAACGUGAUAUUUUGGUUGAGUCCAAAUGUGGAGAUUUGAAGCGUAUAAAUGAAUUGAAUCCAUCAUAUCUUCCCUUACAAUAUCCUAUUUUGUUUCCAUACGGUGAGGAUGGUUAUCGAGAAGAUAUACAAUUCUCUGUACCAAGCUCAAGUUCUAACGUUGGGCGGAAACGAAUAUCCCAAAGGGAGUUCUUCGCUUUUCGUAUACACGAGAGGCUUAAUGAGGUAAACACGUUGUUUUCAAAGCGUCUAUUGCAACAGUUUUUAGUUGAUGCAUACACUAUGGUGGAAUCCAGUAGACUCACAUUCAUCAGGCAAAAUCAAAAGUCUUUGAGGUGUGAAGCGUACAAAGGUUUGUCAGACGCAUUAACACGUGGUGAAGUUGAUCCUACCACUCAAGAGAUCCAACGUUACAUACAUAAACGGGGUUUGAAAGCUGAGGACAGACCAGACAUAGUGUGCCGGAUUUUUAAAUUGAAACUGGAUUCGCUAAUUAGAGAAAUCAGGGUUGGUCAAGUAUUUGGAGAGGUCAGUUCAGUUAUAUACACAAUUGAAUUUCAGAAGAGAGGUUUGCCUCAUGCGCAUAUACUUCUCUUUCUGUCAAGGAAGAGUGCAACAUUAUCCACGACAUGCAUGGAUAAUAUUAUAUCAGCAGAGAUCCUCGACAAAUAUGGAGACACCCAAUAUUACAAUGCAGUCGAGGAAUUCAUGAUUCAUGGCCCAUGUGGUGUAGUAAAUAAAAAGUCUCCAUGCAUGAUCAACGGAAAAUGUUCAAAGCAUUUCCCCAAGAAAUUUGUAGAAGCUUCUAUUUUAGAUGAUAAUGGGUACCCAAAGUAUAGGAGAUGUGAUGAUGGUAGAACAGUGUUGAAAAGUGGUACACAGUUGGACAAUCGAUAUGUUGUGCCUCAUAAUAAAUACCUUCUUCUUAAAUAUAAUGCACACAUCAACGUUGAGUGGUGUAAUCAAUCAAAGUCUAUCAAGUACCUUUUCAUGUAUAUGAAUAAGGGAAAUGAUAGGGUGACUGCUGAGUUCUAUAAGAGUACAGUUGAUGAAAAUUCUGCAGAAGUGAUAGAUGAGAUAGGCAUGUAUUAUGAUUGUCGUUAUGUGUCUACUUGCGAGGCGACAUGGCGACUGUUUAGUAAUGACGUGCAAUUUAGGAUGCCAUCGGUGGAGAGAUUGAGUUUUCAUCUACCCGACUGCCAAUCUGUGAUUUUCGAUGAUGACGACAGUAUUGAACGUGUGCUAAGUCGUCCUACGGUAGCCCAAAGUAUGUUUACUGCUUGGUUUGAAGCAAACAAGAAAUACCCAGCUGCAAGACUUUUGACUUACAUUGAUAUGCCAACUAAGUUUGUUUGGAAAAAGACAGUCCGAGAAUGGCAUCCUAGGAAGAGGAGAUUCUCGAUUGGUCGUAUCUUUUAUGUUCCGCCAGGAAGUGGCGAAAUAUAUUACUUAAGGUGUCUUUUGAACAUAGUACGUGGUCCUACCAGUUUCGAAGACAUCAAGCCUGUCAAUGGUGUAACACACUUGACAUUCAAAGAUGCAUGUUAUGCUCGAGGGUUGUUAGAUGAUGAUAAGGAGUAUAUCGAUGCAAUCAACGAGGCAAGUCAAUGGUCUUCUGGUCAUGCAAUGAGAAAACUUUUUGUUAUAUUACUAACAUCAAAUUCAAUGGUAAGACCUGAAUUUGUUUGGAAUGCUACAUGGCAGUACCUUUUAGAAGAUGCAGAAUACUACCAUAGACGAAUAGCACAAUAUCAAGAUUUGAUUUUGUCAGAGGAAUCAACGAAAAAUUUUGGGUUGAUGGAGAUUGAGAAAUUGUUACAAGUCUAUAAUAAGUCUUUGAAAGACUUUGCACCAAUGCCAUUACCAAACCCAGCUGAUGUAUCAUUGCUAAGUAAUAGGUUAUUGUUGGAGGAACUUUCUUAUGAUCGUGAAGCCAUGGCUAAAGAGAGUGAGAUGUUAACUUCACAACUAACUGAUGAACAACGUGUUGCAUAUGACACAAUUUUGGGAGACGUGCAAUGCAGUAAUGGUGGUCUGUUCUUUGUAUAUGGUUAUGGUGGCACUGGAAAAACAUUUCUUUGGAAGGCUUUAUCAUCAAAGUUGCGGUCUAAAGGUGACAUUGUGAUUAAUGUAGCUUCAAGUGAAAUUGCUUCUUUGCUGCUACCAGGUGGGCGUACCGCACAUUCUAGGUUCUCCAUACCCAUAAUAGUGAACGAGGAUUCAACAUGUAACAUAAAGCAGGGUAGUCACUUAGCUGAAUUGGUUAUCAAGACAAAUUUAAUUAUAUGGGAUGAAGCUCCAAUGAUGCAUAAAUAUUGUUUUGAAGCUCUUGAUAGGACGAUGAGAGACCUGCUUAGAUUCAAUAAUCCUUUAAGUGCUGACAAAACGUUUGGUGGGAAAACAGUUGUAUUUGGUGGUGACUUUAGGCAAAUAUUGCCUGUGAUUCCUAAAGGCACAAGACAAGAUAUUGUUGCCGCAACUAUCAAUUCUUUGUAUUUGUGGAAUAAUUGUAAAGUUUUGCGGUUGACAAAGAACCUCCGUCUAAAUAGAAUAGAACAUGGUGUGCAUCAGUCUGAAGUUGAGGAGUUUGCUAAUUGGAUUGCAUCUAUUGGUGAUGGAACAAUUGGGGGCCCAAACGAUGGUUACGCAGAGGUUGUUAUUCCAAAUGAUUUGUUACUGCCAUGUAUUGAUGACCCGAUUCAGACAAUUGUUGAUAGCAUUUUCCCGGAUUUUAUGAAUGCUAGGUGUGACCCCAACUAUAUGCAAACUGAGAGUAAAACAUAUUUCAGUUGUGACACUGUGUGUAAGGCAGAUUCAGACAACGAUCACUCUUUGGGCUUAUGCAAUGGUACAAGGUUGGUCAUCACAAGAUUGUCCGAGCAUGUGAUUGAAGCCAAAAUAAUGACUGGUGACAAUGCUGGGAGUUCGGUUUUGAUACCUAGAAUGUCUAUGACUCCAUCAGAAACAAGAUUGCCUUUCAAAUUCCAACGGAAACAAUUUCCAUUGAUGUUGUCAUAUGCAAUGACAAUAAAUAAAAGUCAAGGUCAAACACUCUCUCAUGUUGGGUUGCUACUAAAGAAACCAGUGUUUGUACACGGCCAAUUUUACGUCUCUCCCAUCCUAUUUUUCCGGACAUCCUUCUGCGUACCCGGACUAGGUUGCUACGACGCGAAGAUGGAGCAUCCCGGCGGGGGCAUGUUGCGGCCGGUGCAUCCGAGACUGCUUCCACAGGUAUCCUCCACCCUUACCCUCCCUACCUUCUUUUGGUUUCGUACGCCGCACUUGCUGAACGCCGACGUCGUACCGGCGGAGACACCGGAGGCAGCCCCUGUGCGGCAGCUGGUGCGCCGGAGCGGUGGCUUAUCCCAGCCUUGUAGCGGCACCCUAUGGGUGUGGUUGUAUCCUCCUACUGCUGCUUCGUUGCCGGACUACCAUGGAUGA